Molecule: messenger RNA, 864 nt
Organism: Trametes versicolor FP-101664 SS1
Lineage: Eukaryota; Fungi; Basidiomycota; Agaricomycetes; Polyporales; Polyporaceae
Exons: 3
Coding region: 1-864 (287 amino acids)
Source: RefSeq, a predicted model, not a curated record
AUGUCGUCCGUCUCACUCAAUAAAGUUGCUUCCAAAAAGACCGGCAAACGACGACACCAGCCAUAUGACUCCUCGAAGCGGUCUAAGGCGAACUCCCAGCAUCCGACCCCUUCAAUCAUCAAGACCACCUUACCAUCUGUCGCUGAGACGCCAUCAACGACGUCGACACCGGAAUCGCAGUCCACGCGGCCAACGAAACCGUUGCACUCCAUACGCGAGUUGGCUAUGAAAAAGAUCCGCAAGCACUACCCUUACUUCACUCCGCGCAACGACUGGGAAGUGCUCUAUCUCAGCAACGCCCCUUAUUCCGGGUCCGAGGCCGGGCUAUACGAGCGGUUGGACAAAUUUCUAGCCGUAAAUAUACAAGAACAAGGCUCGUAUGAUGCGGUCGUAGCGGGUGCAACGAAAGAAUUAGACGAGCUCUUGGACUGGACUGGCUUCAAACCGAGCCCAGGGGACCCCGAGGUCUUCGUCCGUCCCCUCUCCGGAAGCGAAUACUCGAUCCGCCUGUUCUCAGGCAAUGCCGAAAGCAAGGACUACUGCCUUGACUUCGUGCUCACAUCCACCGGCGAACCGGUCAACUCUCCGUUUAAGUUCGAUCUCCUCUGCCUCCCCGACCCGAACGCGCCGAUAGGCCUCACGCCAAUCAUGUCCAUGCACCCUCUCGAGUGUGCGUUCGGGAUCCCGCAGCACGAAAUCGAACCCGGAGAAGAGAAAUUCCUUUUGCACGACGGCCAACAUUGUUUGCUGCGUCGACCCGGACAUCGGGAUGUGCGCUUCACGGUGCCCAUCCGUCGGCGCCUCCAAGUGGAGGCGGCCCCCGUCGAUGCCGACGUUCUUGCUUUCCCAGAGUAUAUUGAUUAA